Choloepus didactylus (southern two-toed sloth) is the source of this 1010-nucleotide messenger RNA. RefSeq names its product FRAT regulator of WNT signaling pathway 1 (gene FRAT1). Gene Ontology annotation, biological process: positive regulation of canonical Wnt signaling pathway. Gene Ontology annotation, cellular component: cytoplasm. The transcript has a single exon. NCBI's taxonomy places the organism in Eukaryota, Metazoa, Chordata, Mammalia, Pilosa, Megalonychidae. The record is from RefSeq and is a predicted model, not a curated record. The coding region runs from base 180 to 986 and encodes 268 amino acids.
GGCUCCCCAGGCUGCUGGCGCCCGGCUCUAGUGCCUGGCGGUCUCCGGUUUCCGCGUCGGCUCCCGCGGGGACUUCGGUCUCAGGACCUCGCCCGCCUCCACCGCGGCCCACCGAGCCCCAAGGGGAGCCAAGAAACCAGCGGAGCCCUCAGAACUCCGGGUCCGCCGGGCGAGGAGCCAUGCCGUGCCGGAGGGAGGAGGAAGACGAAGCCGGCGAGGAAGCAGAGGGAGAGGAAGAGGAGGAGGACAGCUUUCUCCUACUGAAGCAGUCGGUGACUCUGGGCGGCUCGGGCGAGGUGGACCGGUUGGUGGCCCAGAUCGGCGACGCGCUGCAGCUGGACGCGGCGCAGGACAGCCGGGCCUCCCCGUGCGCGCCCCCGGGGCUGCCUCUGCACCCCCCGCGGCCCCCCGCCUUGCCGCUGCUUCUGCCGCUGGGGUCAGCCGAGCCCACGGGCCCGGCGCCCCCGGGGGCCCUGCGCUGCGCUCUGGCGGACCGCGGCCGCGUGCGAGGCCGAACUGCGCCCUACUGCGUGGCGGAGCUUGCGGUGGGUCCCAGCGCACUGGCCCCAUUACUCUCUCAACCGGGCUUCGAUGGGCCAACGGGGGCGGGCAAGGGGGUUGCUCCGCAGACGCUGUCGGGCCCGUGCCGGCGAGAAUGGCUCCGAGGCGCCUCCACAUCCCGCAGCCUGCAGCAGCGACGCGGCUCCCUACCCGAAGCCCGCCCAGGCGACGAUGACCCGCAUAGUCUCCUGCAGCAGCUUGUGCUCUCGGGCAACCUCAUCAAGGAGGCGGUGCGGAGGCUUCACUCGCGACGGCUGCAGUUACACACAAAGCUUCCCCAGCGCUCGCUCCUGGGACCUGUGUCGGCCCCAGUGCAUGAGCCCCCUUCCCCUCGCAGCCCUCUCGAGGCCCGCAGUGACCCGGGUGCCUCUGGCAGGAGGGCGCAGCUCAGAACUGCAGACGGCAUCCUUGUACCCGGCAGCUAGUUCGCCAGGGUAGCCACGGUCCGG